AAUCACAGCUUGUUGACAUUACAGGACAAUAGAAAACUGACGUCUGGUUGAAUACUCUGAAUAGUGAAAUUCGAUUAUGGAACCUUAAAAAUAGUAGAAGCACUUUAAAAGGAUAAUUAAGACUCUAUCUGUAUACCUUUCAUUCUCACCGAAACGUGUUGUGUAUUUCCAGUGUUCUAUUCAGGUCCUAAAUAUUUCCUUUUUGUUCAAGUAGAAGAUAUUCAAGCUCCGCUUCAAUUUUCUGUACACGAAAAAAAAAUUGAAAUUCUCAAACUAAAGUCAAUCAUGGGUAAUGGCGAUUUGUUGGAGAUAUCAGCAAGUGAGCUGGUCCACAUCCUUGGUACUCCCGCUGAGCUCUUCACCUCUGGCGGCUGUGUGGUGUUGGACUGCCGACCUUUCCUCGCCUUUUCAAGGACUCACAUUCAGGAAUCUCGCAAUGUUAACUGGAACUCAAUGCUAAGACGGAGAUCCAAAAGUGCAGCGGUGAGCCUGGAAUGGCUUGUCCCUGACAAGUCGUUGCUGGGACGGCUGCGCAACGGAGAGUUCUCGCCAGUAGUGGUGCUGGAUGAGGCCAGUAGUUCGGUGUCCGAGUUGAAGAGCGAGAGUCUGGCGAGUUUGCUUCUCAAUGCGCUUCAGUCGGAGGUUCAGCCAUGCAGCACGCAAAUCUGCUUUUUGCAAGAGGGAUUUGAAGGGUUCCUCACCAUGUACCCAGAGCUGUGCUUUCAGUCCCCGAUGGUACCUGCUAGCCACCCCACAUUCGGCGACUCUGAAAAGGCUUUCUCAGGGAGACGAACGCCUCUGUACGACCAGGGUGGCCCUGUAGAGAUCCUUCCCUUCCUCUACCUGGGCAGUGCCCACCACUCUUCACAGCGGGAGACUCUGGCAUCGCGGGGCAUCACAGCUGUGCUGAACAUGUCGUCCUCCUGUCCGAACCUCUUUGAGGCCGAGCUCACCUAUAAGACACUAAGGGUGGAAGACAACCUGGCCGCAGACAUACGUGUGCUCUUCCCCGAGGCCAUUCAGUUCAUUGACUCGGUGAAGGCGAGUGGUGGCAGAGUCCUCGUGCACUGCCAGGCGGGCAUCUCCCGCUCGGCCACCAUCUGCCUGGCCUACCUCAUCAACGCGCGCCGCGUCAGCCUGGACGAGGCCUUCGACUUCGUCAAGCGCCGGCGCCAGGUCAUCUCACCCAACCUGGCCUUCAUGGGACAGCUGGUGCAGUUCGAGACGGACGUGAACCAGACGGGGAGACCCUUCCAGCUCCUCUGCCCGGAGGACUGAAGGCUGGACGCUCUUCCUGCCUCUAACGUUCACGAGUCCAGUCGGUCGUGGGACUAAAACAGCAUUGUUUUCAUCAGGGAUGGUGGAGCUUGAACUGAGACACCUGAGAUCCCUGUAGAACAGCCAGCCAUUAAACUUGAACUCUCCAUAUGAGUCAUUUUUAAAAGGAAGACCACAGCGUUGCGCUGCGAGAGUACGGUUUGCGUAACCUGCUGGUCGAAACACUGUGAGGGCCCUCAAUACCCGCCCACACCCAAACGCUCAGGUUCCUUAAGAUGAAAAGCCGUACACAUUUUUAUCUUCCCCUUUACUCGAGAAACAGCUCUCGCUUCACACAGCCGCGGGCGACGUCAUUGGCCUCGUCUAGCGGGGUAGCAGCAUCAAACGCUCGCCCACGUUUCUCCCACACCUCAGACAGGGCAUGACAUCUUACAUCAGCCAUGACAUCUGACAUUUUCCAACAUGCUGCAGGCCCUGAGAGAAAGAUUGACAGCUUGAGGUUGCUUAUAUGGGGAUAAAGACUUUCAGUUGUACGCUAGCUGCGUCCAAUAAUAAUGGCGCUACAGCUACUGAAUUCAACUUAAUGGCUGAUCUGGAUUCAUCUAACCGCACUUUGCCACACUUGAAUCAUUGUAAACGCAGACAGAUGUCUCCUGCAAUUAACACUGUGACCAUACACAUCAUUGUAGUGUUCAGUAUGAUUAUUUAGGUUUUAAACAAACAAACAAAGCUUCAUGCUUGCAUCCUCUGCUAACCACCCUGAGGUGCAGACCCAAGCCUUAGGGACCAGGUCCAUGUAUGGGGGACCAGGCCAACUGUGACCUCACAGACUAAAGACCUAAAGACUUCACACAUAAACACCUGGCAAUAUUUUCAGUUUCUGACAGGUCAUACAGUCCAUCCAGUGAACUGAAUUUUGUUCUCAUACAGAAAGAAGUCAUCUCACUGUUCCUUGUUUGUCAUGAAUUGUAUUUUUUAUAAUUCUAUUUAUUUAUCUUUUUUAUUUGUAACUUCUCUUAAAGUGAUUUUUUAUGCCAGCACUGCACUUUAAAUGUAUAUAUUUUGGAGUAAUUUAUUUAGUUUACUCUCUGGUCCAUUUGUUUAUAAGCUAUAUAAUGUAGAUACACUGUAAAUCUCCAGGUUCUUACAAGUUCCUUUCUAUUCUGAGAAAUAAAUAAAAAUAACGAUUACAUCAA
Molecule: messenger RNA, 2474 nt
Organism: Clupea harengus (Atlantic herring)
Lineage: Eukaryota; Metazoa; Chordata; Actinopteri; Clupeiformes; Clupeidae
Gene: dusp2
Product: dual specificity phosphatase 2
Exons: 4
Coding region: 286-1278 (330 amino acids)
Biological process (GO): protein dephosphorylation; negative regulation of MAPK cascade; endoderm formation
Cellular component (GO): nucleus; cytoplasm
Molecular function (GO): MAP kinase tyrosine/serine/threonine phosphatase activity
Source: RefSeq, a predicted model, not a curated record